Triticum dicoccoides is the source of this 1325-nucleotide messenger RNA. RefSeq lists its product as uncharacterized. The record is from RefSeq and is a predicted model, not a curated record. Lineage: Eukaryota; Viridiplantae; Streptophyta; Magnoliopsida; Poales; Poaceae. Bases 87 to 821 code for a protein of 244 amino acids. The transcript has a single exon.
UCCCAACGAACUAGAGCAGAGCUUCGCACCCAAAUCCGCAAAGAAAAGCAAGCAAGCCAGACAAACGACGUUUCAAGGAAGAAGACAUGGAAGAGGGGCGCAGUGACAGCCGACGCCAGGAGCCCAUGGUCGCCAGGGCGGAUAACCCCCAGAUUCCCGCCGACGAGUCCGACGACGAGUUCGAGUUCUCCUUCGGGAGCCGGGAGCCUGCCACGGGCGGCGCCGCGGCCGACGAGCUCUUCGCCGACGGCCGCAUCAGGCCGUUCUACCCGGUCUUCGGCCGGGUCUUCGACGACGCGCACGUGCCGUCCGCGCCCGGCCGGAGGCCGCUAGGGAGGCUGUUCCUGGAGGAGGUCCGGAACUCGUCCGUCGGGUCCACGUCCUCGUCCUCGUCCUCCGCCGCCACGGACGCCGGGGACCUCGACGGCGCGUCCCCGGACACCUACUGCGUCUGGACUCCCGGCGCCUCGGCCGCGUCCUCGCCGGCGCGGUCGCCGCGGAAGAGCGGCUCGACGGGAUCCUUGUCGCGGUGGCGCCGCGUCAGCGACCUCGUCGUCGGCCGCAGCCGCAGCGACGGCAGGGACAAGUUCGGCUUCCUUUCCGCGCCGCCCUCGCCUGCCAGAGAGCAGCCCAAGGCGAAGCCACGAGGCCGGGACAGCAAAGCCGCUACCGAGCUCGACACGGUGGCCGCCAGCCACCGGCUGUUCUACGGCGCCAAGGCUUCCCCCGGCGCGACGCGGCGGACGUUCUUGCCGUACCGGCAGGAUCUCGUGGGCCUCUUCUCCACGCCCAAGGGGCUCAGCCGGAGCCAAUACUUCUGACUUUCAACUCAAGGAGGCGCGUCCACCGCGCACCGCCGUGAAGAAACAGUUUCAAAAUGUGAGAUUUCACAUUUGGGUUGAAAUUUCGAACUUUUGACUCGGGAGCAACUUCGUGUUCGUAAUUGGCGAUGGUAUAACUGGAUUGUUGCACGGGAUUGAGCUAGUCCAAAAAGACGAGGCGUCAAGUCAGAGCAAGGGAAUUGUGAGGCUUAAAUUUUGGAUUCAGUCGGUGAUACCGGGCUCAACAAGUCAAUGUGAAGUUGUGAUCGACAUGUGAACAUAGUAGGACCAGAAAAAGGACUGUAUAGGAGAUUAAAAUACACGUGGAAGCUCAGAAAAGUUUUGUAGUGAUCAUGUGUUACCUGUACAUGCAUGUAUAUUGUACUAGCAGAAUAAUAGUUUUUUCUUUCUUGUAGCAAUCUGGUGUGUAGAUUUUUCUGCGUGACAACAGUUUUUUUUAGCGUCUAUAUACCAGGAACAUGAAUUUUUUGCUUGCAUCAGUCA